Photinus pyralis (common eastern firefly) is the source of this 2283-nucleotide messenger RNA. RefSeq names its product tetratricopeptide repeat protein 30A (gene Ttc30). The record is from RefSeq and is a predicted model, not a curated record. The transcript is spliced from 11 exons. Gene Ontology annotation, biological process: intraciliary transport. NCBI's taxonomy places the organism in Eukaryota, Metazoa, Arthropoda, Insecta, Coleoptera, Lampyridae. Bases 302 to 2248 code for a protein of 648 amino acids. Gene Ontology annotation, molecular function: intraciliary transport particle B binding; protein binding. Gene Ontology annotation, cellular component: intraciliary transport particle B; axonemal microtubule.
AACUUUUUCCUUGCUGUAAAGGUAAUGGUAAAAUACGUUUGGUUCCCAGUACCUCGAGAAUCGGCGCACGCACAAAUUACCUGUGAUAUAGUGAUACAUUUAAGUCUCGUGAUACAAGGACCUCUUAUACUAGGAUGCAAAAAUAAUAAGAAAUUUCGCAUUUGCCGCAUUCUUUACCGGAAAAGCACUAGUAGAACGCUAAGAUUGUUCAAACUAGCAACACUGUUUCUUUGAGAUCGUCAUUACCAUGGAAACAAUUUAAAACACAAACAAUACAUUUUUUGUAGUGCAUUACAAAAUCAUGUUUACCUUAAACAUUGCAAAAGAAGGCGAAAUUACUAAAACUGUUUAUGGACUGAUAAAGGAGUCGCGCUACAAUGACGCAAUCAAACUUCUACAUGGUGUUCCCGGUUCGAAUUUGACACGAGCUGGUUUAUCACUCUUCGGCUAUUGCUACUUUUACACACAAGAUUAUGCUAAUGCCGCCAGUUACUAUGAGCAGCUUGUACAAAUGUAUCCUGAAAAUAACGAUUAUAGAAUUUAUCAUGCACAAUCCCUUUAUCAGGCUUGUUUGUACGACGAAGCUUAUCGUAUAACUGAGACAAUUCCAAAUAAUGACUAUCCACAGGUAAUCAAAUUGCAAGCCGCCAUAAAGUAUGGCGAAGAAGAUCUACAGUCUGCAAAAAAGUAUGUUGAUAUGUGUUCACCUGACGAUCCAGAUACUGAUGUCAACCUAGGUUGUCUACUUUACAAAGAAGGGAAUUAUGAAGAAGCGUUGAAUAAAUUUACAACAUGUUUACAAAACAUGGGAUUCAAACCCUAUCUUGCAUACAACGCAGCGUUGUGUUAUUAUCGCCUUAAGGAAUACGGACCAGCCUUAAAGCAUUGUGGGGACAUUGUAGAACGAGGGAUCCGGGAUCAUCCCGAAUUAAGUGUUGGAAUGCAAACUGAAGGUAUUGAAGUACGUUCUGUAGGGAACACUUUAACUUUACAUGAAACAGCAUUAACGGAAGCAUUUAAUUUAAAAGCGGCUAUAGAAUAUCAGCUUAAAAACAUGGAUGCUGCACGAGAAGCGUUAACGGACAUGCCUCCACGUGCAGAAUAUGAAUUAGACGCAGUCACGUUACAUAAUCAGGCAUUAAUGAACAUGGACCAAAAUCCAACCGAGGGUUUUGAAAAGUUACAAUUUUUAUUACAGCAAAACCCUUUCCCGCCGGAAACCUUUUCCAAUUUAUUAAUUUUAUACUGUCAGUACGAAUGUUACGACCUUGCAGCUGAUAUACUGGCGGAGAACGCGCAUCUUACCUACAAGUACCUUACACCGUAUCUGUUUGAGUUCCUAGACGCGAUAAUAACGCAACAAACCUCUCCUCCAGAAGCUUACCAAAAACUAGACGAACUGGCAAAUCGGCACACCGAACUCUUACGCAAACUUACAAAACAAGUGCAGGAGCAUCGCAGCAAUGGUGACACCGAGCUGGUAAAGCGUACUGUGCUGGAUUAUGAAGAGUGCCUAGAUCGAUAUAUCCCAGUAUUAAUGGCGCAAGCCAAAAUAUACUGGGAAAUCGAAAAUUAUCCGCAGGUCGAGAAAAUCUUUAGAAAAAGCGUCGAGUUUUGCAACGAUAAUGAUAUAUGGCGGCUGAACGUUGCUCACGUUUUGUUCAUGCAGGAGAAUAAGUUCAAGGAAGCCACGGGCUUUUACGAACCUAUUGUGAAGAAGAAUUAUAGUGAUAUUCUCAAAGUGAGCGCGGUUGUUUUGGCCAAUUUGUGCGUUUCGUACAUUAUGACAUCGCAAAAUGAAGAAGCCGAGGAACUUAUGCGCAAGGUGGAGAAGGAAGAAGAUCAGAUUGCUUUCGAAGAACCGGAAAAGAAAUACUUUCAUUUAUGCAUUAUAAAUCUAGUGAUUGGAACGCUGUAUUGCGCCAAAGGCAACUACGAGUUUGGAAUAUCUCGUACGAUGAAAUCUUUGGAGCCGUUCAAUAAGAAACUGGGCACAGACACUUGGUAUUACACGAAACGAUGCUUUCUCAGUUUGAUAGAGAAUUUAGCAAAGCAUAUGAUUGUUUUGCGUGACUCCGUUAUUCUAGAGUGUAUCGCGUUCUUGGAGAACUGUGAAGUGCAUGGGAAAAAUGUGAUGGCUGUAACAUAUGCUCCUUUCACAGAGGAGGUGCAAAUUGACGGAAAACAAACUGUUGCAUAUGAAGCAAGGCAACUCAAAUCUUUAUUGUUGAAGCUGUAUCACUACUAGUUAAUAGAAUUUCAGUAAAUCUGUUUAUAUCUUAA